Salarias fasciatus (jewelled blenny) is the source of this 1998-nucleotide messenger RNA. RefSeq names its product NOP9 nucleolar protein (gene nop9). Gene Ontology annotation, biological process: endonucleolytic cleavage in 5'-ETS of tricistronic rRNA transcript (SSU-rRNA, 5.8S rRNA, LSU-rRNA); endonucleolytic cleavage to generate mature 5'-end of SSU-rRNA from (SSU-rRNA, 5.8S rRNA, LSU-rRNA); ribosomal small subunit export from nucleus. The coding region runs from base 107 to 1954 and encodes 615 amino acids. Gene Ontology annotation, molecular function: RNA binding. The transcript has 12 exons. NCBI's taxonomy places the organism in Eukaryota, Metazoa, Chordata, Actinopteri, Blenniiformes, Blenniidae. The record is from RefSeq and is a predicted model, not a curated record. Gene Ontology annotation, cellular component: preribosome, small subunit precursor; 90S preribosome; nucleolus.
AAUCACACGAGGCUUAGCUUCUCAGGAGACGCCCAUUCUGACGUCAUCGCCACGCGACGCACAGCCGAGUCGGACUGUAUCUCACAUGUAAACUGUAAUCUUUGUGAUGCUCGCCAAAACGGAGGAGAGGAGACCGAAGAAAGUGGGAGGAAAGAAGAGGAGGCACCCUGAUGAAGAUGGAGAAGGAGAGAAGAAAAGGAAGGGAGGUGAAGAAGGACAAAACAGUCAGGGAGACGGUGGAAGGAAGCGGCUGGACGCCCUCAGUGUGGGAUAUUUCCGCCGAGUUGGAGAGCGCCUCAGCGAGGGCUUUGAAGACGACGAGGAGAGAGGAAUGUUCGUGGAGAACGUCCUCUCUGAGGUGAAAGGCCAAGCCACCCUGGUGGCGAUGGACCGGACGGGAAGCAUCACCCUGCAGCGGCUGCUCCCUCUGUCCAGCCUCCAGCAGGUGGGCGAGGUGCUGGCCGAGCUCGGGGGGGAAUCGGGCUCGGAGUUCAAAGCGGUGUCCUGCGACCGGUGCGGGGGUCACGUGGUGGAGAGCGCCGUCAGACAGAUGUCCAGGUGGACAGAUUCAUCACAGGAAGAUUCAUCUGCCGCUGCAGAAGAAGAAGACGAGGAGAGCUGCAGCGUGUUGGAAGCCCAGGUGUUGUCUUUAGGGCAGGUGGUGAGGGACAACAGCGCCGAGUUCAUCAGGCACGUUCACGGCUCACACGUGGUUCGCACGCUCCUGCAUGUCCUGGCAGGCUGCAUCGGACCGCCUCGCUCCGAAGCUCGUCCAGGAGUGAAAGAUCGGCGCGUCGCUCCUCAGCUCACAGACUUUGAGAUUCCCACCUCGUUCUGGUACGAGAUGAAGAACCUCACCGAGACCUUGAUGGAAAACGUAAACCUAAGUGUGACGGACGCCGUUUCCAGCGCGGUGUUUCAGACCAUGCUGACUGUGUGUCACAGGAAACGACCCAAACUCUGCAAACAGCUCCUCAAACGCAUCGUGGAGUACCUGACGGGCCGCGGCUCGGCUUCUGGAGUCAGUCCACUUCUGGUCUUUCUGAAGGACCAAGCCUCCAGCCACCUCAUAGAGACCAUAGUACAGCUUUCCCACAAGUCACUUCUCUGCAACAUCUACAAGAAACACCUCAAGGGUCAGCUGGUCGACCUUGCUCUCCAUCCCAUCGCCAACUUUCCCGUACAGAGACUCACGGCGGCCGCGGCCAAACACAAGCUGUUCCUCAAGCUGUUCGACGAGCUGGUCCAGGGCUUGGAGGCCAUCCUGGCCGCGGGUCACAUGGGCGUGAUCAUUCAGCUGGCCGAGAGCUGCGCGGAAAGCGGGGAGAAGCAGAGCGAGAUGGUGCAGUGCCUCCUUCAUGCUUUCCACUGCGCUGAGCCAGGCUCUCGACAUGUCAACUGCCUCCCCCUCUUCAUGUCCCUGCUCACCUAUGAAGUGUAUUUCCACUCUGAGACAGCAGAGGGCAACAUCGACACGGAGGUCCCACUGACCUCCAUCUGUUACCACGGCUCCCGCCUGGUCCAGGCCUUGGCGAGGUUCAAGGAGCGCUCGCUGCUCCUCAGCAGCCUCCGCACUCUGAGCCCCGCCGACCUGCUCACGCUGGCCUCCGACCCCGCAGGCAGCCACGUCCUUCAGGCCCUCAUCACCAUGUCCAGUGACAAAGGCAGGGGCAAAAUCCUGAAGAGGCUGGAGGGUCAGUACGUCCAGAUGGCGUGCUCCCGGUUGGGCAGCCGAGUACUCGAAGCUGUAUGGAGCAACGCAUCGGUCAGUCAGAAGCAAAACAUCGCCCAGGAACUCGUUCCCAGUGAAAGCCAGCUGAGGUCCGAUCAGUUCGCCCGCCACGUGUGGGCCAAAUUCGCGCUCUCCCACUUCGUCCAGAGAAGAGCUCACUGGCAGGAAAUCCAGACCGGCGAGUCCAAGAAGAGGAAGCUUUUCAGUGACAUUCUUGAAUGAGAUCUGCGUUUUUCUAUCAGUAUUUUUUUUUUUCUGUAAUAAAA